AUGGCGGAAGCGACUGCGGCGUCAGGCAAGAUGCGCGUGAAGCAGGUCUACACGUACCCGAUCAAAUCCAUUCGAGGCAUUUCGUUGCCAUGCCUGAGCGCCACGUAUACGGGCUUCCCGCACGACCGGCGGUUCAUGCUCUUCGACGUCAAACAGGGCAAGAACAUGCACAUUGCCUAUCACGUCGAGAUGUGUCUGUUCACCACCGCCUUCGACGACGCCACCACGCCCAAGGAAGUCAUCGUCACGUACACGAAGGAUCACGUCUUUGACCACCCGGAGCAGAAGGUCAGCAGGGAAGCACUUCACGUUUCGCUGGACCCCGCGACGGAAGGCCUGGACGAGGUCGAGGUCACGAUGCAUUCCAGCCCGGUCAUCGGGUACGACAUGGGCGAGAAGUACGACGCCUGGUUUUCGGAACGCUUCGGCUACGAAGUCAAGCUGCUGUAUAUUGGCGGGAACAGCAGGAAAGUGCUAGGGAACAUGCCACCCCACGUUGCGGCAGAGCAACAGUCGGGCAGCAGUGGCAGCAGUGGCAGCUCGUGGCUGGGCAACAUCACCUCGACCGCGACUUCGCUGCUCCGCUCCGUCACGGGCGGCGGGUAUGAAGGGGUGGACCAGGGCAUCUCGUUCGCCGACGUGGCGCCGUACCUUGUCAUCAGCACGAAGUCGUGGGAGAACGCCCAGCGUCGCCUCGACGGCUCCGGCGAGGUCAUGGACAUCUCCAAGUUCCGGCCGAACAUCAUCGUCGAGGGCGCCGAGGAGGACUUUGAAGAGGACUUCUGGGCCGAGCUGGAGAUCGGGGACGCCGGGGCAAAGAUCGUGCUCACGCAGAACUGUGCCCGCUGCAACAGCCUCAAUGUCGACUACAACACCGGCAAGGUCAGCGAGGGCGAGUCGGGCAAGAUCCUGAAGAAGUUGCAGAGCGACCGCCGCGUCGAUCCCGGGGCGAAGUGGUCGCCGGUGUUUGGCCGGUAUGGCUUUCUCGCCAGGAUCCCCGAGGGGAAGGAAGCACCGGCAAUCAAGGUCGGUGACGAGGUCAGGGUGGUCAAGAGGAACAAGGAGAGGACGAGAUUUGAAUGGCCCAAUCUGAGCACCAGUUGA
This is a messenger RNA of Cladophialophora carrionii CBS 160.54, 1104 nucleotides long. RefSeq lists its product as uncharacterized. The record is from RefSeq and is a predicted model, not a curated record. NCBI's taxonomy places the organism in Eukaryota, Fungi, Ascomycota, Eurotiomycetes, Chaetothyriales, Herpotrichiellaceae. Gene Ontology annotation, molecular function: catalytic activity; pyridoxal phosphate binding; molybdenum ion binding. Bases 1 to 1104 code for a protein of 367 amino acids. The transcript is spliced from 3 exons.